Molecule: messenger RNA, 1188 nt
Organism: Entrophospora sp. SA101
Lineage: Eukaryota; Fungi; Glomeromycota; Glomeromycetes; Entrophosporales; Entrophosporaceae
Source: the annotation of a GenBank genome assembly
AUGGCAGAAGGUCUUGUCAAAGAAAUUGUCAGGAUAUUUAAAUUCUUAUUAUUAGUUCAAGAACCUAAAUGCAAAGUACAUUGGUUUACGAACAAUGCAAAGCUAGAUUUUAGAUUUAUGAAAGUUUUAUCAUGGGAUGAUGGGAAUGUGGAUGAUUAUGUUAUGGAGAUUUGUUUUUUUCCCUUUAUAGGAAUAAUGGAUUCGGAUGGCAAUCCUAGUAAAUUGAUUACUCAUGCAAGAGUCUAUCCUCGAAAUAUUACAAACCCUCAAGAAACACAAGAUAUGUCGAAGAAUAUAUCAUCAGCAUGGGAUAUAAUUGAAUACAAUGAUAUUACACCUAUAUUUGAAAUAUUACCAGAUGAUUUAAAAGAACAAGUAUUGAAAAUCUUUGGCCAAAAAAUACUUGAUGAAUUAUCUAUGAUACUGAAAAAAAAAAAAAAUAAGGCUUAUGUUCAUAAAUUAGAGCAUGAUAUUCCAGAUAUUGAAAAUACUAGAGUUGAAUAUAUUGGGAAAAAAAGUCCAGCAAAUGCAAUUCACAAAAUUAAUAAAGAUAAAUCAAGGGAUAAACAUUACUUAAAAAUUAGUUAUAUGAUCAUUGGAUAUGGGUUUAGAUCUAAACUUGGUUUAGAUGUUAAAUUCAUUGGUGAAGAAAAGCAAAUUAAACGUGAUAAUAAUAGAUUUAUUGCAGAAAUUGAAAGACCAACAAAUGAAGGGUCAAUAAUUGGAUCUUGUGUGAUUAAAUCAUAUCAACAUCCAACUAAUCCAGAGGAUUCAAAAAUUAUCAGUUUACAUUUCCAUCCAUCAGAUAAAAAAGUCUGUAUUCACACUUAUGACCUUAAUACCAAAGAAAUAAUUGAACCACCCUUGAAUGAUUGUUAUAUUCAUUAUAGUGCAUUUGAAUUCUCAGGAUCUGGUGAACCUUAUGGUAAAACUAGGCUUACUUUUAACUAUGAUAAAAAAUUUUUUAAAAUUAAUAAAAACUCUAUGUGGAUAAAAUAUGACAACUGUACACAAAAUCAGUCGAUUUUUAUGAAUCUAAUAUUUGAUUGUACUAAUAAUCAACAUGAACCAGUAGCAAAAUCAAUAGUAAAUGUAGUAUUUAAUCCUAAUGUUAUAUUUUCAGCACCUUGUGAAAAUACUUGUAUUUCAGGGAAUGAUUCUUUCAGCUUUUUUAAAAUUAUGAAAUAG